Messenger RNA from Adelges cooleyi (spruce gall adelgid), 1526 nucleotides. RefSeq lists its product as uncharacterized. The record is from RefSeq and is a predicted model, not a curated record. NCBI's taxonomy places the organism in Eukaryota, Metazoa, Arthropoda, Insecta, Hemiptera, Adelgidae. The transcript has 2 exons. The coding region runs from base 63 to 1526 and encodes 487 amino acids.
GACGUCAAUGAUAACAACUGUAUUGAAAUUAUUAAACAUUGUACCGACAACAUUCAUCUAUCAUGUUCUUAAAUGCGUUAUGUUUUCUUUUUGUUUUACAAAUACCUGAAAAUUCCAAUAUGAAGAAUAAGCCAUGCAAAUUUAUAGUGGAACGAGUACGGGAAUUGGUUGUUAACAGAGCAUUUGUUUCAUUGUUAAAUGAUUUUGAAACUUUGGAAUCGGAUAAAAUUCAUUUCAACAAUGAAGAUUUGGAGUUACUGACAACGAGAUGCAACGACAUGAACCCGGCGUGUUCCGUUGACAAGUACAUCGCGGUCGAGAAGUAUAAGAAAAAAAUGAGUGCUCUGCAAUGCACUAACAAUUUGAUAUUAACGUACAUUUUAAAAACCGUCAAUAAAUCGAUGCUCGCGAACGAACAACCGAUCAACGAACAAAUAUCGACCAUUAAAAUAUUCAAAACCCAUGUUGCCCGUAUGUUGUCAGUACUGUAUUACGGUCGUCAUAUUCCGGCUAGUUGGAUGAUUACGUUGUACAUCAAGCUGAUUGUCGCAUCGAAUCCGGAGUUAUAUGAGUUGGUCAUAAAUAAGUAUUAUUUUAGACAAGGGUACCUACUAAAUGACAUGAAAAAUUAUCGUAAUGAGUGUGAAAUAGAUCAUUUAGUUCCGUCUCAAAACCAGAACAAGACCACAGCUAUUGGUGAAUAUAGUGAAUAUAGUUAUCUUGAUUUUAUAGAAAUCUCUGAUCGGUUGUAUUACAACAUCAAACUUCGAAAGACCUAUAAAUAUGCAAUUUUGUUCAAACCGCAAACGUUAACUCUAUCUUAUUUAUAUGACCGACGCUACUUUAAUAAAGUAUUCAAUCCCGUAAAGCUCUACAGCACAUCAAACAAAAACAAUAAAUGGUCUUACGAAACACAUGACUUCAGGUACCUGUUUACCACUAAUCAAUGGCCAGAAGUGACAUUCAAAUUUAUGCAUUAUCAUUUGAACUUUCAACGGGCUGUGUACACAAACGUAUUGUAUCAUGUAUGGCUUCAUUUAAGAUUUCACCAGUUAAAGGCAGUUAGAUGGUGUAGUUUUGGGCGGAGACACCACAAUUUGCAUCGUAAAGAAAAUGAAAAUUGGGCUCUUCUUGAGGAGCCGUUAAGAGAAGCGAUAAAUGUUUUAGACAUAGAAGAUAAUGUAUUAAUAUCGUUGUUAAAAACAUUUGAAGAUCCUGACGGUAAAAAUGUCCAUCUUGUUAUUAUAAAUUUUUACGAGAUGGAGACAAGGCAUAUUCUUGCGACUAACUUUUUCGAACUAAACAUGUCCAAAGAGAUUAUUCGUAAAAUAUUAACACAUAGAAAAGAUCGUUUCAUUAAACCUCAAAAAAUUAUAGAUAACAUUACCUUGAUGUCUAAAUACAUUAACUAUAUUAAGCAAUUACUAAUUCCGAUUGAUAGAAGUAUGUUUUUUAUAAAAUUUGUAAGCCAAGAUAUUUUAAAAAAAUAUGACCUAUAUUUUUUCCCUUAUUACAUAACAUAUUAG